Molecule: messenger RNA, 2346 nt
Organism: Punica granatum (pomegranate)
Lineage: Eukaryota; Viridiplantae; Streptophyta; Magnoliopsida; Myrtales; Lythraceae
Source: RefSeq, a predicted model, not a curated record
UCAAGGCUGUCUAUGUGGUUCAGGAGUUAAAAACUGUCUCGAAUUUCUCCUAGAGUGGAUCACCUCCAGAAGCAUUUUCCACCCGACCUCUUUCAGAAGCCAUUUUGUAUCGUUACAGGUAUGGCCAGGCUGCGGGAUGUCCAAACCAAGUUUAACCUCCGACUAUGACCGCCGGCGCCCUCCAUGCCCGCCGUCAACCUCGGCUCCCUCGCAGCCCUUGUCCAGUCCGCCCUAUCCAUCCGCUCCCCUCGGCUCGGUCGAGCGGCCCAUGCCCACAUCACCAAAGCCCUCCAAACCGCCACCCAGCUCCCGCUCUUCCUCUCCGAUCACCUCGUCCACAUGUACUCCAAACUCGACCGCCUGGACUCCGCCCUCCUCCUCCUCCGCCUCUCCACCGCCAGGUCCGUCGUCUCCUGGUCAUCCCUCAUCUCCGGCUCCGUCCACAACGGCCACUUCACGUUCGCCCUGCUCCAGUUCACGGACAUGCUCAGGGACGGCGUUCUGCCCAAUGACUUCACGUUCCCCUGCGUCUUCAAGGCCUCGGCUUCCCUCCGGAUGCCCUUCGCUGGAAAACAGAUCCACGGGCUUGCUCUUAGGGUCGGCCUCCUUGAGGAUGUGUUUGUCGGGUGCAGCGCCUUCGACAUGUACUGCAGGACUGACCUUUUGGACGAUGCUAUGAGACUGUUCGAGGAAAUGCCGGAGAGGAACGUUGUGACCUGGAACUCAUACAUUUCGGCUGCCCUUCUCCAUGGGCGGGCCUCAGAUGCAAUGAAGGCAUUCAUCGAGUUCAGAAGAGCUGGUGGAGUCCCCGACCCAAUAACGUUCUGUGUGCUUCUCAACGCGUGCGAGGAGGAGUUCCGGUUAGAGCUCGGGCGAGCUCUGCAUGGCUUUAUAAUAAUAGGUGGGUUUGAGGCGGAUCUCCAAGUGAUGAAUGGGCUAAUUGAUUUCUAUGGGAAGUGCGGGAAGGUUGAGUGCACGGAGAUGGUUUUCGACUCUACUGCCUGGCAGAGAAACGAUGUUACUUGGUGUUCACUGAUUGCAGCAUAUGUGCAGAAUUACGAGGAAGAGAAGGCUUGUGGAGCUUUCCUUGGCGCUCGGCGAGAAGAGGUCCAGCUCACUGAUUUCAUGCUCUCAAGCGUCCUUAAUGCUUGUGCUCGUCUCGCGGCACUUGAAUUAGGAAGGUUGAUCCAGGCAUUAGCGGUUAAGGUGGGCAUUUUUGGGAAUAUCUUCGUCGCGGGUGCUCUCGUUAACAUGUAUGGAAAAUGUGGGCAUGUUCACGAAGCCAAGAAAGUGUUUGCAAAGAUGCCCGAGAGGAACUUGGUGACCUGGAAUUCAAUGAUCAGUGGCUACGCACAUCUAGGGCUAGCUGAGCAGGCGGUCUUAUUGUUUGAGGAGAUGGUCUCUAGUCGUGUAGGGAUUGUCCCAAACUGCGUUACUUUUGUGUGUUUAUUAUCGGCCUGUAGUCGUGCAGGAGAAGUGAAGUUGGGCAUGGAGAUCUUUGAGGCGAUGAGAAGUAGGUUUCAGGUUGAGCCUGUGCCAGAGCAUUAUGCGUGUAUCGUGGACUUGCUUGGGCGUGCUGGGAUGGUGGAAGAGACCCUUGAAUUCAUUGGCAAAAUUCCUUUCCAUCCAACAAUAUCAAUUUGGGGUUCUUUCCUUGGGGCCUGCAGGGUCCAUAGGAAGCCCGAGCUUGGGAUGCUUGCAGCCAACAAGUUGUUGGAGCUCGACCCAAGAGACUCGGGCAAUCGCGUGGUACUUUCAAACAUGUUUGCCGCUGCUGGCAGGUGGGAAGAAGCUUCCCGUGUGCGGAUGGACAUGGAUGAUGUUAUUAGGGUUAAAAAGGGCACGGGCUACAGUUGGAUCACCGUGAAGGACAAGGUCCACGUAUUCCGAGCCAAAGACACCUCUCAUGAAAGAAACUCUGAGAUUCAAGAAACACUUGCUAAGCUAAGGAAAGACAUGGAGAGGGCUGGUUAUCUAGCUGACCCGAAUUACGCUCUCUACGAUCUAGAAGAAGAGGAGAAGAUCACUGAAGUGUGGAACCACAGCGAGAAGAUUGCCCUAGCCUUUGGUCUCUUAUCUAUUCCUCCGGGAGUGCCCGUUAGGAUCAUGAAGAAUCUCAGGAUAUGCGGAGACUGCCACAGUGCCUUCAAGUUCAUCUCGUGCAUUACCGGGAAAGAGAUUAUCGUGAGGGACAACAGUCGGUUUCAUCACUUCAGGGAUGGGCUCUGCUCUUGUAAAGAUUUUUGGUAGAUUAAGGCUUACUGUUUGUAACAUUGUACAUUUUUGGUAUGAAAAAUUGGUUACAAUCAAACCAGCAAGACAAAUUUGAUUCCAUUCCUUUCCUUA